AUGUCAACGAUAAAACAGGCAGUCAGAAAAUAUGCUUCCUUUAUAGGACCGGGUGUCAUGGUGUCUGUGGCAUACAUGGACCCUGGAAACUAUUCCACUGCGGUCUCGUCUGGAGCAACGUACGAAUAUAAGCUUUUGUUUAUAGUGUUUAUGUCUAACUUAUUUGCAGUAAUUCUCCAAUGUCUAUGUGUUAAGCUUGGAACUGUGACAGGUCUUGACUUAGCAGAAAUGUGCAGGCUCCACUUACCUCCUUGGUUAAAUUUAAUUCUUUACUUGGGCUCCGAGUUGGCGAUAGUCGCUACUGAUUUAGCAGAAGUGGUUGGAACAGCAAUAUCGCUAGAGAUCUUAUUUGGUAUUCCAAUGUUCUAUGGUGUGUUAUUGACAGUUUUAGAUGUGUUGGUUGUACUAGUUGCGUACAAUAGAGACGGUAGCAUGAAGCAGACGAGAAUCUUUGAAAUCUUGGUGUCCGUAUUGGUUGCAUCCACAUGCAUUUGCUUUAUUGUAGAGUUAUUCAAGUGCGAUUUUGCACCAGGAUCCAUGAAGGCUAUCGUGAAAGGGUUCCUUCCGUUGGACGCUAAAAUAUUUAAAGAGGCCAAUGCAUUGUUUUUGAGUUGUGGUAUUGUUGGUAGCACUGUGAUGCCACAUUCUUUAUUCUUAGGCUCUGCAUUGGUACAACCAAGGCUAAAGGAUUACGACGAAAAACAUGGGCUCUACCUCGAAGAAGAGGUAGACGAAGUCGAGAAUGUAUCAAACGGAGCAGCUAGUGGUGAAACCGCCCCAGUUUCAACUGAGGGGUCAAAACUGUACACUUUUGGAGAUUCAUCCGAGUUGACAAAGAAAUACAAGCCUUCGUACCAAGCAAUUCAGUAUUGCUUGAAUUACUCAUAUGCUGAGUUGGUUCUUUCACUCUUUAUAAUUGCUGUAUUUGUAAAUGCUGCAAUCUUAAUAGUUGCUGGUUCUACAUUGUUUGGUAAACCGGACGCUGAGGAUGCUGACUUAUUGUCUAUUUACGAGAUGUUAUCAAUAUAUAUCUCCCCGGCUGCCGGUAUUAUAUUUGCCCUUUCUAUGCUCUUCUCGGGCCAAAGUGCAGGUAUUGUAUGUACCAUGGCUGGACAAAUUGUAUCUGAGGGAUUUAUCAACUGGUCUCUUGAACCAUGGAUUAGAAGACUAUUCACCAGGGCAAUUGCCGUAGUUCCUGUUUUGAUUGUCAUUAGCAUUUUAGGAAGAGAGGGUGUAUCAAAAAUUAUGAACUCGUCUCAAGUUGUGUUGAGUUUCAUCUUACCGUUAGUCACAGCUCCGCUAAUUUGGUUCACAACAAAUAAAAAAUAUAUGGUGGUUCAUACUAGCACCCAAAAUCCUGCUUCGACAAGCUCAGAGACGACAACCUUAUUACAUAACUCGCCAGUGGAAACUUUUGAGAACGGCCCCUUCUUCACCAUCUCAGCAAUUUUGACAUGGGUUAUAAUUUCAUUUUUAAAUCUUUAUUUGAUUUAUGCAUUUGCCAACGGUGCCGACAUAUAG
This is a messenger RNA of Dujonia railenensis, 1521 nucleotides long. Lineage: Eukaryota; Fungi; Ascomycota; Pichiomycetes; Serinales; Debaryomycetaceae. The record is from the annotation of a GenBank genome assembly.